AAGACGAAGACGGUGGGCGCGUCCAGGAACUUCGUGCAGCGCUACAUCCACAUCACGGACGAGUGCCGCGUGUGCGAGCAGGUCAAGACGGAGGAGGCCACGCGCUGCGAGCUGCGCUGCGCCACGUGCUCCAUGACGGUGCACAAGAAGUGCUACGGACUGAAGGGCGACCUGCCCGACGGGGACUGGAACUGCCGUCGCUGCCAGUUCAUCUACGACGAGACGGCGUGGGAGGACAUCAGCAGCCUCGUGGGCGUGGCCGCGCCUGAGGGCGUGACGUUCCCCAAGUGCACGCCGCUGGACGAUACGCAGAGGCUGCACAAGCUGCACACGGACUGCGAGUUUGCGGCCGUGUUCUUGUUUUUGCAACGCUUCCGCCGACUCGGACUGAAACUCUCGAAUGUUGUGACGACCCUGGAGAGCUUGGCGAACACGUUGCUGGAACCGAAGGAGGACGGCUUGUGCGAGGAACUUCACACCCGACUGCUGGCGAACAUCAAUGUUCCCAUGUCCAAAAAAUACCCUUGGUACGUUCACCUGCUGCGCUUCCUGCGCGAAGCAGAGUACCCGCCAGCUAUCGCAGAAGACACGAAGUUUCCGGCUAGCAGCAGCGAGGCGGAGAAGCGCGAAGAGUUCUACUUCGACCUCUCAGUGGCGGAGCGAGUGGCGAUAUUGAAGUUUCUCUGUGAAACUCAAUUUGAUCGCAAUGAUGCGCUUGUUGAGCAGAUUGACGACGAAGAAGCAGAAUCUAUGAGAAAUGAACCUAUCGGCACGGAUGCCGCGGGUCGCUCCUACUUCAUCCUGGAGGAUGCUGCGACUGUGCCCAACGCAGCAGUGUGGGUGUGUCGGUGCGCGAAGGUUGGCGGUACGGACUGGGAGACGGUCUGCAACGACCUCGAGUCGGCAGAAUCGCUGGUGCAGGAAUUGUCACUAUCCAUCGAAUCGCCGGAUCUACAAUUGUGGCAAGCUUUGUCUCGUGGUGCUCUGAAGAAGCUAACCCGCCAGCAGGCGAAGCGGAGACGCAACGAGCGUUGGAAAUUCCAACUUGCUACCAGCGGCGUGCUGGACUCGUCCGAAGGUAUCGGCAGGCGCUCUCUGCGCAACCGGCGACAAGUAAAUUACGCGAAUAUUGAUGUUGAGGAGGAG
Molecule: messenger RNA, 1146 nt
Organism: Phytophthora sojae
Lineage: Eukaryota; Oomycota; Peronosporomycetes; Peronosporales; Peronosporaceae
Exons: 4
Biological process (GO): regulation of DNA-templated transcription
Cellular component (GO): RSF complex
Source: RefSeq, a predicted model, not a curated record